AAGCGAAAGCAACGGCGCAAGGAAAGCUACGCUAUCUACAUCUACAAGGUGCUGAAGCAGGUCCAUCCGGACACCGGUGUCUCGUCGAAGGCGAUGAGCAUCAUGAAUAGCUUCGUGAACGACAUCUUCGAGCGUAUUGCUAACGAAGCAUCUCGUCUGGCCCAUUACAACCGACGGUCGACGAUCACCUCCCGCGAGGUACAGACCGCCGUUCGUUUGCUGUUACCGGGAGAGCUGGCGAAACAUGCCGUAUCGGAAGGUACCAAGGCCGUUACCAAAAAGAAAAAAAUCGAAAAACAAACGGCCAGCGGAAAGGCUGUGAAAAAAUCCGGCGGCGGCGGUGGCAAGGCACAGAAGAACAUCGCCACAAAAGCAGGAGGAGGAGAGAAGAAGAAGCGAAAGCAACGGCGCAAGGAAAGCUACGCUAUCUACAUCUACAAGGUGCUGAAGCAGGUCCAUCCGGACACCGGUGUCUCGUCGAAGGCGAUGAGCAUCAUGAAUAGCUUCGUGAACGACAUCUUCGAGCGUAUUGCUAACGAAGCAUCUCGUCUGGCCCAUUACAACCGACGGUCGACGAUCACCUCCCGCGAGGUACAGACCGCCGUUCGUUUGCUGUUACCGGGAGAGCUGGCGAAACAUGCCGUAUCGGAAGGUACCAAGGCCGUUACCAAGUAUACCAGCUCGAAGUAA
This is a messenger RNA of Topomyia yanbarensis, 690 nucleotides long. Its product is annotated as histone H2B-like. Gene Ontology annotation, molecular function: protein heterodimerization activity; DNA binding; structural constituent of chromatin. Gene Ontology annotation, cellular component: nucleosome. The record is from RefSeq and is a predicted model, not a curated record. The annotation marks the transcript as partial. NCBI's taxonomy places the organism in Eukaryota, Metazoa, Arthropoda, Insecta, Diptera, Culicidae. The transcript is spliced from 3 exons.